UUGGGCUAUUAACACCAGGGAAGCUGCCCAGGCAGAGCCGCCCUGAGGAGAAGUGUGUGGCCACCUCUGUCACACAACCUUCCUCCUGCUGCUGCAGCCACUGCUGCACGCUGGGGCCUCGCUGCUGGCACCAUGCAGCCCCCUCGCCGCUGCCUCCUCCUCCUCUCUCUCCUCUACUUCGUCCUCCUCUCUGGGACAUGGGCAGACCUGGAGGGAGCCUUCACUAUGCGGCUGCUCCGGAUCUCCACCUUCCAAAACAGCUCCUUUGUGGACACGGAAGCACUGGGCUUGCUCGAAGACAUCGAGCUGGGUUCUCUUGAUAAGGACACCUGGAAAAUCCGCUUCCACCAGCCCUGGGUGCACCCAACCCUUCCCAGUGGUGACUGGGACAUUUUUGAGAACAUGAUCAAGAUCUAUUUGCAACAAUUCAACUACCAGAUCAAUGAAGGUGCUGUGCAGAAUAAUGUACCCUACCCCUUUGUAGCCCAAGGCAUGGCGGGCUGCACACUCUACCCCAACAAGACCUCCCAGGCCUUCGCCCAUGUGGCCUACAACGGCCAAGAGUCCCUCAGCUUUUGUGUGGACAAUGCCACUUGGCUACUCUCCCAGGACACUGACCUGUCACGGUAUGCCGAGGCUGUUCUCAAGAACUAUACCACCUUCAGAGACGUGUUAGUUGUGCUCCUCAAUGAUACCUGCAUCGACUACGUGGAGAAGUUACUGCACUACGGGAAGGUAUCUUUGGACAGACAAGAGCUGCCCGUGGCCACCGUCUUCGCCCGCACACCCAGCCCAGCCCAGCUCCUGCUGGUUUGCCGCGUCACCGGCUUCUACCCGCGGUCCAUCAGCGUGGCCUGGCUGCGGGAUGGCCAGGAGGUGCCGCCAGGCCCAGACACCAACACCAGCGCCAUCCUGCCCAACGCUGACCUCACCUACCAGCUGCGCAGUGUCCUGGCCGUGGCCCCCCAUGACGGGCACAGCUACGCCUGCCGCGUGCGCCACCGCAGCCUGGGCACCCGCAGCCUCCUCAUCUCGUGGGGGUACUCGGAUGUGGUGCUGAUUGCAGGACUUGUGGCUGGGCUGCUGGCAGUUGUGGCCAUGGCUGCCGUCAUGAUGCUUUGGCUGUGGAGACGCAGGAAACACCAAAGGAAAAAAAAAAUAAAGUGUGUUUGUGUUGCUAGUUAG
Messenger RNA from Columba livia (rock pigeon), 1185 nucleotides. Its product is annotated as antigen-presenting glycoprotein CD1d-like. The record is from RefSeq and is a predicted model, not a curated record. Gene Ontology annotation, biological process: antigen processing and presentation, exogenous lipid antigen via MHC class Ib; immune response; antigen processing and presentation, endogenous lipid antigen via MHC class Ib. Gene Ontology annotation, cellular component: external side of plasma membrane. The coding region runs from base 133 to 1185 and encodes 350 amino acids. Gene Ontology annotation, molecular function: exogenous lipid antigen binding; lipopeptide binding; endogenous lipid antigen binding. NCBI's taxonomy places the organism in Eukaryota, Metazoa, Chordata, Aves, Columbiformes, Columbidae. The transcript has 6 exons.